GGAUGCUUUCUUUGGGAUGUCCCAAAAAAAGAAAUAAGUUUUUUUUGGGGGGAUGGAGGGAGUAUUCUCUAAUUUUUAGGUAUUUAUGUAAGUCUUGUUCAUGCAUGCAGGCCAGAGAAGGAGUGAAAAUUGAGCAUGAAAAGAAGUUAAGAGCACUACAAUGUCAGGAGUACAGAGGGAAGGACAGGGGCAAAAUGGACAAAACCAAGGCUUCAAUAACAAGACUGCAAUCCUUAAUUGUGGUCACAUCACAGGCUGUCUCGACUACCUCUUCUGCUAUUGUUGGUCUAAGAGACUCUGAUCUUGUUCCACAGCUUGUUGAACUCUGUCAUGGAUUUAUGUACAUGUGGAGAUACAUGAAUGAGUUCCAUGAAGCUCAGAAUGACAUUGUUCAGCAGGUCCGAGGACUGGUCAACAACAGAGCAGACAAAGGUCAAUCAACUUCUGAUCUUCAUCGGCAGGCAACACGAGACCUUGAGUCUGCUGUAACUGCAUGGCACUCAAGUUUCUGUCGCCUUAUAAAGUUCCAACGCGAUUUCAUCUGCUCCCUUCAUGGCUGGUUCAGGCUGACCCUAGUGGAGCCCACCACCACCGGCAGCACCAAUCAUACUUCAGAGGCAUUUUCCUUCUUUGAUGAGUGGAAGCUCGCCCUUGACCGUGUCCCGGACACUGUAGCUUCCGAAGCCAUCAAAAGCUUCAUAAACAUCGUCCACUCGAUAUUCUUGAAGCAGACCGAAGAGAUCAAGAUCAAGAAGCGAACCGAGUCUGCAUCAAAAGAGCUGGAGAGAAAAGCUUCAAGUCUGAGGAGGAUUGAGAAGAAGUAUUACCAUUCGUACUCCAUGGUCGGGAUCAGUCUCCCUGACAGUGGCAGCUCUGCACUGGACGCACGAGACCCUUUGGCUGAGAAAAAAGCAGAACUGGCUUCUUGCCAGCGUAGGGUGGAAGAUGAGAUGUUGAAACACUCCAAGGAGGUGGAAGUCACUAGGGCCAUGACCCUACACAACAUUCAGACUGGUUUGCCAGGGGUGUUCCAGGCCAUGACAAGUUUCUCUGCCUUGUUCACACAAGCCCUUGAGGUGGUUUGCACCCGCUCAUAUUCUAUUCAUUAGAUCAUUGUUAGAAUAUAAAACUAUUUCAUGGGCCUACAACAACAAACUUGAGCUUUUGAUUGAAUUGAUUCUUUGACAUGGUAUCAAAGCUUUGGUGACCAAGAGGUCACGAGUUUAAACUCUACUGCUACCUAGUUAAAAAAAAGGGCUUUCUCACGU
This is a messenger RNA of Cuscuta campestris, 1268 nucleotides long. The record is from the annotation of a GenBank genome assembly. NCBI's taxonomy places the organism in Eukaryota, Viridiplantae, Streptophyta, Magnoliopsida, Solanales, Convolvulaceae.